Molecule: messenger RNA, 1056 nt
Organism: Lingula anatina
Lineage: Eukaryota; Metazoa; Brachiopoda; Lingulata; Lingulida; Lingulidae
Product: coatomer subunit gamma-2-like
Biological process (GO): protein secretion; organelle transport along microtubule; intra-Golgi vesicle-mediated transport
Cellular component (GO): Golgi membrane; endoplasmic reticulum-Golgi intermediate compartment; COPI vesicle coat
Molecular function (GO): structural molecule activity
Source: RefSeq, a predicted model, not a curated record
ACUGGCAGUGAGAGCAGUGUGGACCGGCUCAUGAAGCAGAUCUCCACUUUCAUGUCAGAGAUCUCUGACGAGUUCAAGAUAGUCGUUGUGGAAGCCAUAAGGUCCCUGUGCAUCAAGUUUCCCCGCAAGCACGGUGUGAUGAUGAGCUUUCUGGCCUCCAUGCUGCGAGAGGAGGGCGGCCAUGAUUACAAAAAGGCCAUCGUGGACACCCUAAUCCAUAUUGUGGAGGAGAUCCCUGAGGCCAAAGAAAUUGGACUCUCUCAUCUGUGUGAGUUUAUAGAAGACUGUGAGCACACCAGCCUGGCCACACGUAUUUUGCACCUGUUAGGACGCGAGGGUCCUCGUACCCCGCAACCUUCCAAGUACAUCCGCUACAUCUACAACCGCGUUAUCUUGGAGAACUCACCAGUGAGAGCAGCUGCUGUGACUGCCCUGGCAAAGUUUGGUGCUCACUGCGAGGAGCUGCUACCCAGCAUCCUGGUCCUGUUACAGAGAUCUCUCCUAGAUGUGGAUGACGAGGUGCGAGAUCGAGCCACCUUCUAUCUGAACAUCCUGCAGGAGCAGCAGAAAGCUCUCAACUCUGCCUACAUUCUGAAUGGUCUCCAAGUAUCUAUCGUUGGAUUGGAGCGUGCCCUGCACAGCUACACCAUGGAACCGUCAGACAAACCGUUUGACAUGAAGACUGUACCCAUUGUGGCCCAGCCUAUGGCAGAACAGAAACCUGCAGCUGGAGCAAUCCCCGGGGAAGCAGGGGGCGGGGGGUCAAGACCAGCAGAGAAAGUGGCCGCAUCCAGACAGGAUGUCUAUGCAGAACAACUGGCGGCCAUUCCAGAGUUCAGCACCUUGGGUCCGUUGUUCAAAUCAUCCAACCUUCCCGUGGAACUCACCGAGAGCGAGACUGAGUACAUGGUUCACUGUGUCAAACACAUGUUCCAGAAUUAUAUUGUACUUCAGUUUGACUGUACCAACACCCUAAAUGACCAGCAGCUGGAGAAGGUCAUUGUCCAGAUGGAGCCGUCCGAGGGCUUCGAGGUGGUCAGUUACAUCCCAGCCCCU